Molecule: messenger RNA, 548 nt
Organism: Cotesia congregata
Lineage: Eukaryota; Metazoa; Arthropoda; Insecta; Hymenoptera; Braconidae
Source: the annotation of a GenBank genome assembly
AUGAACAACAUGUAUACAUCUACAACAAUGUAUACAUACCAAGUAAAAUCGAGCAUAGUUAAACAAUCUCAAGAAUAUCCCGAAUCAAAACACUUACAGACAAUUAAAAUUUCAUACAUACCUGUCCAUUCACGAUAUGAAAACGCUAGUGUAAAAUUAAAGUGGAAAAAUGAACGAUCAAAAUUAUUUGAAGUGUUAGAUUCUAAAAUUUUGAAAAUAAGUGAAGAUAAAGAUCUGCCGGACAAUAUUUCUGUUGGUGAAAAUACUGGUCGAAAUCCUGGAUGUAACAACAAAAGCGUUUUUAGGAACUGUUUUAGCGCAACGGACCAUUUUUCAAUAUGUAAUAGAUACUUAUAUAGAAUUUUACAAAAUUCAGUAAUGUACUUAAUCAGUUAUUAAAUUAAAUUAAUUUGUAUUCAUUCUAGUAUGUAUUGGUAUUGAUUUAUUAUUAAUAAAUAAAAUUUUUUUUCAAUUGAAUUAAACUCGAACUUUUCAUUUUAUAAAUGUAAAUCUAAUUUAAAUAAAAUAAAACUAUGUAUAUACAAUAU